UUUCUAUAUUACUCGCUCGCAUCAAUCAAUCCGUUCCACUCCUUCGCCUGCACUCGUACACGCAGCAAUCACCCAGCAGCAACCCUGAACUCUUGUUGAGUUCGAACGCCAUGGCGGAAACUUCUCUGGCCGACAUUGUCAAGGCUGCUCGCGAUCGCAAGAAGCGGGAGGCUAUCGCGCAGCAGUUUCUCGGAAGCCAGGCGCGCAAAGCCAAUGCUUCAGGAUCUGGGGCCGGCGCUGCUCGCCCUAGGGACCAGAAGCCUACCCUUCUGAGUCGUACCAGCGGUAUUCAAAAACAGCGUUCAUCAUCGGCCAGGCCAGCUGCAAGCAUCGACGGGAAAUGGCAACACGAUCUGCACCGAGAGAACAACCCAAAUGGCCCGGGUCCGAAACGCCUGAACCGCACUGCCUCGUCCUCACAAAUCGAUCGCAACACGCGUUCCUUCGACAGAUUCACCUCUAAUUUGGGCAAGAACGCUCAAAAUGCGAGGGACAACAACGAUGGUCCGGGGUUCAAUAUCAAGGGUGUCGCAAGCCGCGGCCCCUACACGAUUGUCGCCAGCAACUUUGCGCAAGGAACCACCGGCAGCGAUAUCGAACAAGUCAUGGCUCCCCAUGGACACGGCUCCUUUUUGAGCGCGCGCGUCAUCACGCCUGGACCGACCGUCAUGGCUGAAAUCGACUUCGAAACCAAGGAUGGUGCCGACAACGUGAUUCAGAUCUUCAAUGGCAAGAAGGCUGAUGGAAAGGUACUCUAUGUGUACCACAAGAACAACACAUCUGCCCUGCAUGCGCGCCCCUCAACACGUGCUCCUCAGCAGUCUUUCGACGACAUGGACGUUGACAUGAAUGGUGGCGGACGUAACGGGGGCUUCCAGGACGGCCGUUUUGGCUUCCCCGACAACCAGAGAGGACCACCCCGUGGCCCACGGCGACGCUACUGAACGCGCACGACCAAUUAUGUUGAUUCAAACAUGUACGAUACCCUUUCGGCGAAACCAAUCAAUAACGAAUGAUGCUAUAACGGGGGAGUGGAUAACACAGCCGGCCACCAAAGCUCCGUGGAACGGCUCAAAAGUAGUCGCGAAAACACUAUUAAUCUAGUUGCACGGCCGACCAUACGAGGCGGCCUUUAAAAGAAAAUGACAUAUAUGACAAAAAAAUGACCUCGCUUUCACUCGCGCAAAAUCCCCUGCCUUGGGACGAGAGGCUCUAACUCUCUCCCGCCA
This is a messenger RNA of Periconia digitata, 1229 nucleotides long. NCBI's taxonomy places the organism in Eukaryota, Fungi, Ascomycota, Dothideomycetes, Pleosporales, Periconiaceae. The record is from the annotation of a GenBank genome assembly.